AUGGCUGGGGAAAGGGAGAAAUUUAGCUGUUUAUCAUGGCAGAAUGGGGGAAACAUGACAGCAAAAACACUGUUUUCAUGUAACAUUGCAACAGCAUUUCUGUCUUUAAUUAUUGCAAAGAAAUGUGAAGCCUAUGAUGUGAUGUUGAAGCAGAGUCUUGUGCCUGAUGGGCAGCCUCUUGCUAUUAAAUGUUCAGUGGAAAAGAGCUUGAAAAGUGGAGACUACAACUUAACAUGGUAUAAAGUUGGUAACAAGAGAGCUGUGCCUAGAGACAAACUGUCUAGAGUUCAUCAGCAGAAGAAUCUAAUUUGGUUUCUACCUGCCAUGUUAGAAGAUUCUGGAGAUUAUGAAUGUGUCAUAAGGGAUUUGACAAGCUGCAAAAAAAUGUGUACAAAAGUAACAGUUUUUGAGAGGAUUGAUGGUUUAUGCUUAAAUGAAAAAUUUGCUGUGGAGGAGGUGAUAUUCACAUCAUCUUCUGCAAAGGUCGUUUGUCCCCACUUGGAUUAUUUCAGGACAGAGAGAAAUAUUCAUCCUGUUCAUUGGUAUAAGGACUGCCAGCUGCUAGAAGGAAAACGGUUUGCCCUUUCAAACAGUGACCUUAUAAUUUUCAACGUAACUGUACAUGAUGGAGGAAACUAUACGUGUGAAACAAGAUAUACCUACAAUGGGAAACAAUAUAACAUUUCACGAGACAUCAGUCUGGUUGUAGAAGUGACCCCACCAAAAAAGCCUCCAGAAAUAACUUACCCAAGAAACAACUCCAUUGAAGUGGAACUUGGCUCACAGGUUACUGUGGAUUGCAACACCACAGGUGCCGAUGGGUAUGAGGUGUACUGGACAGGACAUGGUGUGUAUAUUGAUGUAUUUCACAUGAGCAGAAUUUUUUCAAGUUCCUAUGAGGGAGAAACUUCUUACGAUGGGCGCCCUAUGCAUUCUGUGAAGCUAAUUAUUUCAGAAGUAAGCAGUGAAGACUAUGAACAGCCUUUUGUCUGUCAAGCUUCAAAUGCCUUUGGGCAAGUUGCAUCCUAUAUUAUAUUAAAACACAGAGUUCCUGACAUACGACGAUGGCUGACUGGAGGGCUUGUCUCUUUGUUAAUUUUAACAUUUAUUACUUUAAUAAUCUACAAGAUUUUCAAGAUUGAUUUGGUACUUUGGUACCGUACUUCUGUCUGUGCCCUUACAAGUAAGGAAGAUGGGAAAAUCUACGAUGCAUAUGUCCUGUACACAAAAAGCAGUGAAGGCAGAAGUAUAUGUUGUCUGGAAACCUUCGUUCGUAGGAUACUCCCAGAUGUUUUAGAAAAACAAUGUGGAUAUAACCUUUUCAUAUUAGGAAGGGAUGAUUUACCAGGAGAAGCUGUGGUCAGUGUUGCUGAUGAAACCCUUAAGCAAAGCAGAAGACUGAUGAUUAUUUUGGGAUCAGAAGCAUCUAGGUGCUGCCGGUUGGAAGACACCUCUGAGCAACAACUAGCUAUGUAUAAUGCUCUCAUCCGUGAUGGGAUCCAAGUGAUUCUUAUAGAAAUGGGUGAAAUACAGGACUACACCAGCAUGCCAGAAUCAAUCAGAUACAUUAAGCAAAAACAUGGAGCUAUUCAAUGGAAAGGGGAUUUCUCAGAGAAAUCUUGUUCAGCAAACACAAGAUUCUGGAAAAAUGUGCGUUAUCAAAUGCCACCCAGGAAAAAGGGAUCUUAUUCUGAAGUUCAUUCCUUGUCCCAAAUGUCAAACAGUUCUGCAGCAAAGGAAAGUUAAGAAGCACUUAUUAAAUAAUACUAAGAAGGUAAUUCUGAAUUGGGAUGUUUCUUGCAUAUUUUUUUAUACUACAAAGUAGAUGUUUUCUUCGAGGAGUAGAAACUGCUCAUCUCUUCCAUAAAUUACACCCCAAAAGAA
This is a messenger RNA of Camarhynchus parvulus, 1884 nucleotides long. RefSeq names its product interleukin-1 receptor-like 2. Bases 1 to 1746 code for a protein of 581 amino acids. Gene Ontology annotation, biological process: regulation of inflammatory response; signal transduction. Lineage: Eukaryota; Metazoa; Chordata; Aves; Passeriformes; Thraupidae. Gene Ontology annotation, molecular function: interleukin-1, type I, activating receptor activity. The record is from RefSeq and is a predicted model, not a curated record. The transcript has 11 exons.